AUGACCUCAAGCCCUGCAGGCACGUACAGCAUGCAGCUCGCAGCCUGUGUCGCACUGACGCUAGUACUCCUUGUCAACAGUGCACCCACUUCAGGCUCUACCAAGGAGACACAGCAGUACCUGGAGCAGUUGCUGCUGGACUUACAGCAGCUUCUGAGAGGGGUCAAUAAUUACAAGAAUCCGAAACUCCCCAUGCUCCUCACGUUUAAAUUUUACAUGCCGAGGAAGGCCACAGAACUAAAGCAUCUUCAGUGCUUGAAAGAAGAACUUGGACCUCUGUAUGAUGUGCUAAAUUCGGUUCAAAGCAAAAACCUUUACUUGGAAGAUGCUGGGAAUUUCAUCAGCAAUAUCAGAGUAACUGUUAUGAAACUAAAGGGCUCAGAAAACACACUCAAGUGCGAAUUUGAUGAUGAGACAGUGACUGUGGUGGAAUUCCUGAGCAGAUGGAUAAACUUCUGUCAAAGUGCCAUCUCAACAAUGACUCAAUAA
Messenger RNA from Psammomys obesus (fat sand rat), 489 nucleotides. Its product is annotated as interleukin-2-like. Bases 1 to 489 code for a protein of 162 amino acids. Gene Ontology annotation, molecular function: growth factor activity; interleukin-2 receptor binding. The transcript has a single exon. Gene Ontology annotation, cellular component: extracellular region. Gene Ontology annotation, biological process: immune response. Lineage: Eukaryota; Metazoa; Chordata; Mammalia; Rodentia; Muridae. The record is from RefSeq and is a predicted model, not a curated record.